UGUCCAGCUCGUUCUUACCUGCCGAUAUAGAUUUCUGCGCCAUAAUAUAGUAAGGAAUGCCACAGCCUGCUGCCCCCCCCAGCAACAUAAUCAGGGGCAUAUGGCUUGCACCCAAGAUCCCAUGGACGCUCUCCAAAGCCGAAAAGAAGUAAUACGCAGAUUUUCAGAUCCUGGGAUACCCAGGUCACUGGUUUCAUAUUGUACUCGAGGUCUUUGGCCAGAAUCGAAUCGAAAAGAACGAACUAGCUCGCAUCUGCAAACUCAACCUGAAUUCCAUGUUGCAAUGGGCCUGAGGCCUGAUCUACCGCAGGAUGUCCUUGCAUUUCCUCAUUUAGCUCACACCACUGACGCAACACCAGAACUUAAUGGCAAUGACAUCCCUGACGAACUCCCACUUGAACUCAUCCCUCCUUCCUCCCGAGAUCUUGAUAUCUCUCUUAAUCUACUCGAGGACAUUAUCAAGAACCAUACACGUGCCCGCUCUCCAUUGGGUCUCGACACUUCUGUCUCGCUUCUCAAAGAGCGCUUACUCUGCCACAUCCUGGACUGCAUCACCCACCUUGGGUGGGGGCGUUGAAGACAGAUUCGCUCUCAUAUCGAGUUUACGCCUUAGGUCUCCGCCCAUUAGGUUCAACACGAAAUUGAUUUUGUUGCGAGCUUGUUGCAGCGGCAGCACUGAAGCCUUUUGAGGUAUCGAAAACUCGAUAGCUCACGGAACAGUGAGUAUCAGGCAGACGCGGGAACGGGGAAAAGGUAGAGAGAUGGUAGCAAAAUAUAGUACAG
Molecule: messenger RNA, 783 nt
Organism: Suillus bovinus
Lineage: Eukaryota; Fungi; Basidiomycota; Agaricomycetes; Boletales; Suillaceae
Exons: 2
Coding region: 101-577 (158 amino acids)
Source: RefSeq, a predicted model, not a curated record